Molecule: messenger RNA, 1498 nt
Organism: Poecile atricapillus (Black-capped chickadee)
Lineage: Eukaryota; Metazoa; Chordata; Aves; Passeriformes; Paridae
Product: arg8-vasotocin receptor-like
Exons: 2
Coding region: 116-1231 (371 amino acids)
Biological process (GO): G protein-coupled receptor signaling pathway; positive regulation of vasoconstriction; regulation of systemic arterial blood pressure by vasopressin
Cellular component (GO): membrane
Molecular function (GO): vasopressin receptor activity; peptide binding
Source: RefSeq, a predicted model, not a curated record
UUUGCUUGAAGAUAUUCUGAAACUCGAACACAGGCUGGUUUGUUUGCCAGCCAGUGCUUCACAGCUGUCAACCUGAGUCGCAAGUGGCAGCUACUGUGAGUAGCUUCUGUGCAUUAUGAAGAAUUUUUCAUUUCCUGUGCAGGAUAACACACAUCAGACCGAGAGUCCUCCUCCUUACAGAUUCCUGAGUUUGACAAAUCAGUCAGAUCCUAUUGGAAGACCAGAAAGAGAUGAGCAAUUAGCUCAAGUAGAGAUUGCUGUACUGGGGGUCAUAUUUCUGACAGCGUCUGUGGGCAAUUUCAUUCUCAUACUGGUGCUGUGGCGAAGAAGAAAGAAGCUAUCUAGGAUGUAUGUGUUCAUGCUUCACCUCAGCAUUGCUGACUUAGUGGUAGCCUUUUUCCAAGUGCUGCCUCAACUCAUAUGGGAUAUUACAGAUGUUUUCAUAGGGCCAGAUUUCUUGUGCAGAAUUAUCAAGUAUCUACAAUUGCUGGGCAUGUUUGCCUCUACUUAUAUGAUAGUGGUCAUGACAGUGGACAGAUAUCAAGCUGUUUGCUACCCUAUGGUCACUUUUCAAAAGAAGAGAGCUCUCUGGAACAUCCCCAUUUGCACCAGCUGGUCCAUAGCACUGAUUCUUAGCCUACCACAGGUAUUUAUCUUUUCUAAGACUGAAAUAUCUCCAGGUGUCUUUGAAUGUUGGGGUGAAUUUAUUCAGCCUUGGGGCCCAAGGGCAUAUGUGACUUGGAUUUUUGUAGUUAUAUUCUUCAUUCCCUCAGCAAUCCUUAUCGCAUGCCAGGUCAAGAUUUGCAAAAUAAUCAGAAGAAACAUAAAUGUGAAAAAACAGAAUGAAUGUGAAGCAACAAAUCAGAAUCAAGUCCUGCCAUCCCGAGCAAGCAGUGUGAACUGUAUUUCAAAGGCUAUGAUCAAGACAGUAAAAAUGACAGUGGUGACAGUUGUUGCAUAUGUUUUCUGCUGGUCCCCUUUCUUCAUUGCGCAGCUGUGGUCCGUGUGGUUCCCCAGCAUCCUGACCGAAGGUUCGGCAUUCACCAUUAUAAUGCUCCUUGGCAAUCUGAAUAGUUGUGCCAACCCAUGGAUUUACAUGUAUUUCUGUGGCCAGAUUCCAUAUUGCACAAAUAAGCAGCUGGAGAAUACCUCGGCUCAAGAGGAAUCGGUGUUCACGGGGAGCAUUCACCUCGUAGACAGAGACCCUGAGGAAAACAGUACUUCUGCAUAAAUGCUGAGAGCUUUUUGUUGUUUUGUUGCAUUCCCUCUGUUCAAAAGACACUAAUAUUUUACCACCAUCCCUUAUUUUGUGGAUAAGGAAGCUGAAAAAUUGGUUUUUGUUGUAAAAAUAGAUUUCUCUGCAGUUCUGUAGCGUAUACAGGAAGUUUCUGUGUUGUGCAAGCCUGACAGUACUUCAAUCACCACUGUCUUAUCAGAAUGAAUUCCUGUAAGACUGACAAAGAUACAUCAAAGUAUCUUAGAUGUUUUGUGUCCCAAA